Messenger RNA from Bradysia coprophila, 1220 nucleotides. RefSeq names its product protein tyrosine phosphatase, mitochondrial 1 (gene PTPMT1). Gene Ontology annotation, molecular function: phosphatidylglycerophosphatase activity; phosphoprotein phosphatase activity; phosphatidylinositol-4,5-bisphosphate 5-phosphatase activity. Lineage: Eukaryota; Metazoa; Arthropoda; Insecta; Diptera; Sciaridae. Gene Ontology annotation, biological process: protein dephosphorylation. The record is from RefSeq and is a predicted model, not a curated record.
UUGACCCCAUCGAAAGAAAAACAAAGUUGAAUUUGAUCUAUAUUGUUAGUUGCAAUAACUAAUUCCGAAGCUUUUGAAAUUUGACUGCAUUUGCAUAACGCCAAAUAAGUUUGACUCUCCGGUCAAAUGUUAAAAUAUUUUUGUUCUCGAAUAACACUUCUAAUAACGUCAUUCGUAUACCGUCUCUAAAUAAUAUUAGGUGGGGAGUCUGUAUCUUAUAUCCACAGCUUAUUACUUAACACCAAUACAACAAUCGAAAACCAGCCCAAUGAUGACGUCGAAAAGCAUUUUGAAUGUGGCACGUUUAGUGCAGCAGUUUCCUUCUUUCUUUAACCAUACAAAAUCUCACCAGUUUCGUUGUUGAUAUCGUUUUUGUUAAUCGUUAAUUUUUCCAAACCUUUUCAUAUACAAAAGACUAUGUUCGCCCGUGUAUCAUUUUAUCCCACCUUGUUCUAUAACAUUUUUAUGGAAAAGGUGACGGCAAGAAGAUGGUACGAUCGUAUUGAUGACCAUGUUAUUCUUGGUGCUUUACCGUUUCGGUCGAUGGCAUCGGACUUAAUCAAAAAUGAGAAUGUUAAGGCCGUUGUGUCCAUGAACGAAGACUAUGAACUCUGGCUGUUUUCGAACAAUUCAGAGAAAUGGAAAGAACACGGCGUGGAAUUCCUUCAACUAGCAACAACCGAUAUAUUCGAAUCGCCUUGCCAAAAUAAACUACACUCCGGAGUCGAAUUUAUCAAUCGUUUUCUGCCAAAAACGUCACGAAUAUCAGGCCUGUCGGAUGCAGAUGCAAAUGAUUCGCCAGGUACGGUCUAUGUACACUGUAAAGCCGGUCGAACUCGAAGUGCAACGCUGGUCGGUUGUUAUCUGAUGCAUAGAAACGGUUGGAGUCCUGAACGGGCCGUCGAACAUAUGAAAAAUUGUCGAUCGCACAUUCUGUUACACCGCAAACAAUGGGAAGCACUUAGAUUGUAUCACAAUGAAAAUGUAAAACCAAAUUUAAAUAACAAAAAUGCGUGACAUCAGUCGCUGUAUGACGAUGGUUUACAAAUUUUGUUCGAAUAAAAAAUUAUUUUAAAAAUAAAAAAUCGAUUUGGCGAUUGGUGAAGUUGGACACAAUGCACAAAGACCUUUCCAUUCAUAAGUUUUCAGCGUUUUAUUGUUCAUACUCAUAUCAAACGAUCCAACUGAAUUACAUUAGAAAAGUACUUGGGUUAAAGCAA